Molecule: messenger RNA, 1110 nt
Organism: Cadophora gregata
Lineage: Eukaryota; Fungi; Ascomycota; Leotiomycetes; Helotiales; Ploettnerulaceae
Exons: 3
Coding region: 118-1110 (330 amino acids)
Molecular function (GO): nitronate monooxygenase activity
Source: RefSeq, a predicted model, not a curated record
AAGGAUAGAAUAGACCUCUUUUCAAUCUUUGUCUUAGCACCACCAGCACUUCUUUCUGCGACAUUAGAAGAAUAAGAAUAAGAAUAAGAACAAGGACAAGGACAAGAACGAGCCAAAAUGCCUUUCAAUACCAAACUCACUCGGGCUCUAGGGAUCAAGAUCCCCGUAGUGCAAGGUGGUAUGCAAUGGGUGGGCUACGCUGAACUAGCAUCCGCCGUCUCCAACGCAGGUGGCCUCGGAAUUCUCACAGCCCUCACACAACCAACCCCCGAAGACCUACGCAAAGAGAUCCGAAAAUGCAAGACCAUGACCGACAAGCCCUUCGGCGUGAACAUCACACUCCUCCCUUCGAUGAAUACCCCUGACUACGGCGCAUACGCACAGGUCGCUAUCGACGAGGGCAUCAAGGUUGUGGAAACAGCGGGGAACUCGCCUGGACCUGUCAUCAAGCAGUUAAAAGCGGUCGGAGUAAUCAUUCUACACAAAUGUACAACUAUCAGACACGCGCAGAGUGCAAUCAAGCUCGGUGUUGAUUUCUUGAGCAUCGAUGGCUUUGAGUGUGCCGGACACGUGGGCGAAACAGAUAUCACGAACUUUAUUUUGCUGAGUAGGGCGAGACAGUCACUUGAAGUACCAUUCAUUGCUUCUGGUGGUUUCGCAGACGGACAAGGCCUUGCCGCUGCGUUGAGUUUGGGCGCUGAGGGUAUUAAUAUGGGAACUAGAUUUAUGUGCACGGUCGAGGCGCCCAUCCAUUUGAAGAUCAAAGAGGAGAUUGUUAAAGCGCAAGAGACGGAUACAGAGCUUGUGCUAAGAAGGUGGAAGAACACUAGUCGGCUGUACAAGAAUAAAGUCUCACAAGCAGCGACGAAGAUUGAGCGAGAGAGUACUACUGGCAAGUUUGAGGAGGUUGCUCCUUAUGUCAGUGGCAAGCGAGGAAGAGAAGUCUUCAUCAAUGGAGACCCAGAUUACGGCGUCUGGACUGCUGGUCAAGUCAUUGGACUUAUCCACGACAUCCCAACAUGUGACGAGUUAGUCAAGAGAAUCGAGCGUGAGGCGGAGGAUACGUUGAAUAAGGCGUCAGCGCUGAUCGUGCCAUCCAGUAAACUAUGA